UUUCUCUUUCUCUCUGUCUUGUCUUUUUAUCUCUGUCUCUCCCUUCCUAUCUUUUCGGUCCUCCACUCCUCGGGUCUCCAUCUCCGCUCGUUCAUCCGCUGUUUCCUCCCCUCGUUCCUUCUCUACUUCUCCACACCUCUUGACUCUAUCCUCCUUCCUUCCUUCCCAUCGCGUCAUGCCAUCUCCCUCGUCUCCGCAAUGAUCGAGUCUGUGGUUUUGGGGGCGGAGAACUACUAUAUCUCCUAUCAUCCGCACCAUCGUACCCGGUGGAGCACCCUCUAUCUUCCCUUCGUUCCUACUUAGUUUUCCCUUUCUUUCUUGAAUUUUUUUUUUUCGAUCAUUUCAACCCUAAUGCCCCUGUGGACUGUCUAUCAUAAUAUAAUCCCACCAUGGCCCUUAAUUGGACGGCAUGGAAGGCCAAAUGGUUGCUGUUGAGGCGUCGACGAUCGGCCGUUCAGGAUCAUCUGCCGCCCGAGGCCGACACCGCCAAGAAUCCGCAUCACCACAAUCAUCCGCCGUCUUCUUCCUCCAACAACUUCUUCCUCUUCCACUCCUCCUCCCCCUCCACCCCUCUCCUCCCUCCAUCGCCUCAUGUCCUCGACCACAGUCCGCCUCCCCUCACCGCCCCUGGUUCCGUCGAGGCCGAUCAUCCCUCCUCGCCCUCCUCCUCCGACCCCCGCCGUCUCCGCUACUACGGAGGCUCCUCCUCCCUUCACGACCCCCUAAGCGAUCGUCUACCCGAGGACGACUCGUCUCGACGCCCGAAGUCUUUCCCUGCCAAGGGCCUGACCCCGUCGGUCGCCGUCACCCCACCCCCGCCGCCGCCACCGUCCUCCUCUGUCGAUCCUCCGGCCCGCCCGCACCGGAAACCAUCGGACUCGAUCAGUCCUGCGCCCCAGCAACGGACCUCCCCGAAGAAAAAAGUCGCGGCGUCGUCUCCCCCCCGACUCCCCCAAUCUCGCAUCCGCCCCGUCGCCGCGCGUUCGCCCCGCCCCAGCCUCGGUGUACGUCGGCAGUCUCUCCUGGCGCUGCCCAACCCGCAGCUGAUCACGAACCUGCUGGGCCCCGGCAUCGCCCUCGACACCGACAGUACCGAGAGUUUCGAGACCGUCGCGGCGCCGGAGUCGACGAUGCCCCGCAAGGUCUGGGUCAAGCGCCCCGGGGGCUCGGCCACCUUGGUUCCCUUCGCCCCGGACGCCGUCGUCGAUGAGCUGCGGGACCAAGUCAUCCUCAAGUAUGCCAAUUCGCUGGGCAAGGCCUUUGACGCCCCGGACGUCGUCAUCCGCAUCACCCCGCGCGAUGGUGUCACCCCCGAGCGCAUCUUGAGCCCCGAGGAGCCGCUCACCACCCUCCUGGACAACUACUACCCCGGUGGCCAGAUGGUCGAGGAGGCCCUCGUCAUCGACAUCCUUCAACGCAACACCCCCAAACCCUCCCCGCGCCACACGGUCUACUAUAACCACGAACCGGGAGACCAUGGCGAGUACUUUCCCAUCAUGCCCGCCAACCCCAACGUUGCCACCCCGCCCGCCCAUCCGUCCUCGGCCCCUAACCCCCACGCGGCCCCCUCCAUCUCUAUCCUCACCACAGGGAUGCCGCCUCCGCUGCCGUCCCCGGGCAGCCGCGGCAACCGGCAUAGUCGUCGACCGCCGCUCACGCGACAUGCGACGAACUCACCUACUAUUAUCGGCCAACCCACCAGUGCGAAAGAUACCCCAACCGGUACCGUCCCGGCCCAGUCUACGCCGCCUGUUCCAGUCCCGCCGGGACCGCCGCCGGUGGUGGAGUCGCCGCAGAACCAGGCCAUGACCCCACCGACCCGCGGAUCCUCGCCCCGCCCCCGUCCCCCGACGAAGACGAAGAAGAGCACCCACCGGGAGUCUACGGGCGGCGCGUUUGGCGGGCUGAUCGAGGGCACCGUCCCGCCCAUCAACGUGUUGAUCGUGGAAGACAACAUCAUCAACCAGCGGUUGCUGGAAGCCUUCAUGAAGCGACUGAGUGUGCGGUGGAAGUGUGCCGCCAAUGGAGAGGAGGCGGUGACCAAGUGGCGCCAGGGAGGGUUCCAUCUCGUCCUGAUGGACAUCCAGCUGCCCGUGAUGAACGGGUUGGAUGCCACCAAGGAAAUUCGCCGACUCGAACGUCUGAACGGAAUCGGAGUGUUCCCCAAGACAGCGUCGGGACGCUCCAGCGCGGCUAGUGCGACCACCAAGUCGCCGCAGGAGCUGGAUGGGGGGUCCUACCUGUCUCUCAAGCAGGAGGACAACCUCCAUGACCUCUCCCUUUUCAAGAGUCCUGUCAUCAUCGUGGCCCUGACGGCGAGCAGUUUGCAGAGUGAUCGUCACGAGGCUUUGGCGGCGGGUUGCAAUGAUUUCUUGACCAAGCCUGUCCGAUUCGAGUGGUUACAGCAGAAAGUGACGGAAUGGGGCUGCAUGCAGGCACUGAUCGAUUUCGAAGGCUGGCGCAAAUGGCGCGGGUAUGCCGAUGACAAGCCACCGGCCAUCAUCGAUGGCGACGCCAGUCCAAUGCGAAUCGGCAACGACCCGUCAACCUCAUCCUCCCAUGGCCGCCGGGAGCGGGAUUCAUUGCAAAAGCCGAAGCCACCGGCCAGCAACGGGGUGUCCAGCUCGUUGGUCGCAGGGCCCGUGUUGUCGGACCUCAGUCGGGAAGAUUCCGGCAGUACCAAUGGGGAGGCCAUGGAUAUGCCAACAAGUCCGAUGACGCGUGUGGGUGAUACCGCGUAGAUCCCUUUUAUCUUUUACCUCUCUUAUGUUGACACUGUCGUUGUCUAUGUUUUUUAUUAUGUUGUUUUGUUCUCUUCAGGGUAGAUGCUUGUGUCUACUAACGGAUACCCAGCAUCGCGCAUUUAUGCGUUGUGCAUUUUAUUUAUGCAUUUAUUCAAUUUUUCUUUUCUCUUUGCUUUAUACUGGGAUUGUUGGGGUGUAGGUGGUGGUAUAUUAUGAUAUAUGUAGUUAUAUAUAGUAUAUUCAAUAUAGUAUAGUAUUAUACUCCGU
Messenger RNA from Aspergillus campestris IBT 28561, 3011 nucleotides. RefSeq lists its product as uncharacterized. The transcript has 4 exons. Gene Ontology annotation, cellular component: Mcs4 RR-MAPKKK complex. The record is from RefSeq and is a predicted model, not a curated record. Gene Ontology annotation, molecular function: phosphorelay response regulator activity; protein kinase activator activity. Lineage: Eukaryota; Fungi; Ascomycota; Eurotiomycetes; Eurotiales; Aspergillaceae. Gene Ontology annotation, biological process: osmosensory signaling via phosphorelay pathway. Bases 390 to 2741 code for a protein of 783 amino acids.